AAAAGAACUUUAAAUAAACGUAAUCCGCUCAACAUUUCGCCAUUUACACGAAUAAAAUUGAGCGUAAUUAUCCAAAUUGCACUUUACAAAGAACUUGCAAAUAAGAGAGAAGGAAAGAGUUAGAGGAUUGAGCAAAGAGUAGCACCGGAAGAAAGCAAAUAUCCAUCCAAAAAUAACAAACAAACACACAGAGGGAGAGACAGCGAAAGCCCCGGCAGCAGCAUCAGCAGCAGCUGAAUAAAUAAAUCAUAAGCUCGCAGAACGCGUAAAGCUCAGCUUCAACCUGGCGAAUCGCAACGGCAACAAUAACAACAACAGAGCCGAUGCCGCCGCUGGUGGCGCUGCCGCUGUAGCCGCCGCUGGCCGCAACAAUAACAAUAAUGCAGCUGCCGCUGGUGGAGCUGCUGCUGGAGGCGCUGGCGCCGAUGCAAAUGCGGCCAACGGCGGUGGCGGCGGCAACGAGUGGAAUCCCGAGGAAAUGGAUCGUUUCAGCUUUGACGACUCCAUACGCUUCGAAGAGGAUUCUCUCUGCAGCUGGAGUUCGGAGGCUGAAUCGUUGUGCAACAAUUGGCGUGGCUGGAAGAAGCCAACCAAUGGCACCACCGGCCCUGGUCUGGGCAAUGGUAAUGGCAAUGGCUUAGGUCCACUUGCGGCCAACAGCAAUAGCAAUUCUGGUGGCGCAUUCGGUGUGGCGGGAUGCAGUGCACCUGGCACAGGCAGCAACGGUGGCAUGUCCAGCUCAGCCUCCAUGGCGUUUGGUGUUCAGUGUGGACGCCAGUUUGAUGUCUCGUCGCUGACCGAGCUUGCGGCACGCUGUGUUGCCUCGUACAUACCAUUCGAGCUGGUCGAGCAUGUCUAUCCGCCCGUGCCAGAGCAGCUGCAGCUGCGUAUUGCAUUCUGGAGCUUUCCGGACAACGAGGAGGACAUACGAUUGUACUCGUGUCUGGCCAACAGUUCGGCCGAUGAGUUUCAUCGUGGCGAUCAGCUGUUUCGCAUGCGCGCCGUCAAGGAUCCGCUACAGAUAGGCUUUCAUCUGUCUGCCAGCGUUGUGAGCCAAACGCCGCGCACCUUCUUCAAUGUGGCCGUCACAUUCGAUCGCCGGCGGAUCUCCUCGUGCAACUGCACCUGCACCUCCUCGGCGUACUGGUGCUCCCAUGUGGUGGCCGUCUGCCUGCACCGCAUCCAUUGUCCCCUGGAGGUGUGCUUGCGUGCACCUGUCUCCGAGUCGCUGACUCGCCUGCAGCGCGACCAAUUGCAAAAGUUCGCCCAGUAUCUGAUCAGUGAGUUGCCGCAGCAGAUAUUGCCCACAGCGCAGCGGCUGCUCGACGAGCUGCUCAGCGCCCAGCCGACGGCAAUCAAUACAGUUUGCGGCGCACCAGAUCCCACGGCGGGUGCCUCCAUAAAUGAUCAGACCAGCUGGUAUCUAGACGAGAAGACGCUCCACAACAACAUCAAUCGAAUACUCAUCAAAUUCAUAAUGCCGGCGCCAAUCGUUUUCAGCGAUGUCAACUACUUGACCAAUUCGGCACCACCGGCGGCCGCUGAAUGGAGCUCGCUGCUGCGUCCGUUGCGUGGACGCGAGCCGGAGGGCAUGUGGAAUCUCUUGUCCAUAGUGCGCGAGAUGUACAGACGCUGCGAUCGGAAUGCCGUGCGUCUGCUGGAGAUCAUAACGGAGGAGUGCAUGGCCUGCGAUCAGAUGCUGAUAUGGUGGUUCCAGACCAAGCUGGCGCUCAUGAUGGGCUCCCAUGGCCACAGCGGUGGCAAGCACUCCAAUACGCACUCGAACUCCACAGCGCUGCAGCACGCGUGCAGCUCGCUCUGCGAUGAAAUUGUCGCCCUGUGGCGUCUGGCUGCACUGAAUCCGGGACUGGCGCCCGACGAGCGCGACAUGCUGCACGCCCAGUUCACGGCCUGGCAUCUGAAGAUACUCGAUCGUGUGGUGAAGAGUCGCAUGAUGCCGUCGUCGUACACGAACAAGCACCAGCAGAACUCCCGAUCCGAAACGGAGCUGUUCAUUGGCUUCAAGCCGGCCAUUGAGGCAUGCUAUUUGGACUGGGAGGACUAUCCGAUAGCGGGCGUCACGCACACCCACGACACCAAUCCCAUUUACUAUUCACCGUUCACAUGCUUCAAGCACACGGAUGCCAAGGGCGAUGCCUGCGGCACCAGCACCACCAGCCAGCUGAACGCCACCCAGGCGCUGAUGAGCAACAACAAGCACUAUAAUUACUUCAGCACCUCCAACGAUCAUGGCAUGCAUGCGGGCGCCUUCAAGCAGCGUGCGGAGCGUAGCGCCUAUCGUGAACGCUUCGAUGCCAGCGGUGCUGAGCUGUUCGGCUCGCCCAAUGAGCCGCCGUCCAUAAACGCUGUCAUGAUGCUGGCCCAAGUGAAUGCCGCCUGCGGCAUGGGCGUCGAUCGUGAUGCCAUUGGACUGGGCGCCAGCUCACAGCAGCAACAACAGCAGCAACAACAGCAGCAACAACAGCAGCAACAGCAACAGCAGCAACAACAGCAACAGCAACAUCAGCUCGCAGGCGCUGUUGGGACAUCCAAGUCGAAUGCUUCAGGCUCUGUGGCAGGCGGCGUUGGCGUCGGCGUUGGCGGAGGCGAUGGCAAUCGUUCGAGUGCCAGCAGCGAGGGAUUCUGUGAGAACGAAGAUUUCGGCGGCGACAACAGCAGCAGCCUGAACUAUUGCACGGAACGUGCGACGGCUGGCGUGUCAGGGCAGAAAUCGCUAACCGAGUCCGAUUCGCAAAGCAGCUUCGAUGCCGUCUCGCAGCAGAGCAAGGAUCUGCCCAUGUCUGUUGCUGCGGGCGUGGCAGGCGCCGGUAAUGUUGUUGUUGUCGGACCGGGCACACCCGACUAUAGACAACAGGCGGGCGGCUCCACGUCGGAUACCUCGUCGGCAUCGUCGGCCUCGUCAUCGGCAUCAACGGGAUCGGGCAGCAGCAACAGCUCCAGCUCAUCCAUGCUGAAAACAGCUGCAACGGCUCAGCAGCAGCAACAGCAACAGCAGCAGCAGCAGGUGUCACGUCGCCUGUCCAAGGACGAAUCAUUUAGCAGCAGCAGCGAUGAGUUCAUUCCAGUUGUGGGUGCGCCCAUUGCAGCGGCAGGAGCAGCAUCGGCAGCUGCAACUGGCGGUGAUUCGACGCCAGUGCCCAGCACUUCAGCAGCAGCACGCGCCGCAUUGGCAGCAGCAACAAUUGCACAGCAAUCAACAGCAACACCAACUGCAGCUGCUGCUGGUUCUAGUGCUGCUCCUGCUGCUGGAGGCACGGCAGCCAUGGAACAGCCUUGCUGCAGCAGCAGCAUCGCCGGCGCCGGCGCCAGCAGCAGCAGUGGGACACGCGGCGCCAUGGCUGGCGAUAACAAGCAGCCGCACAUCUUCUCGAAUGUACGCCCCUCGGAGGACGCGUGGGACAUAUUGUUGGCACGGGCGGAGGGCUUGCACGCCCAUGGGCAUGGUCGUGAGGCGUGCAUCUUGGCCGUGCGCCUGGCCGAACAGAUGCUGGCCAAUCCGCCCAACCUGCUGAUGGAGCUGCCUCCGGCGCCCAAGCGCAAGGGCAAGAAACAGAACGUGAAUCCCAUAUCGCAUCAGUUGACAGUGGUGGCCUCGUCGACGCUCUCCAAGUGCGCCUUCCUGUGCACCGUGCUCUCCGAGAACUCGGAGCACUAUCACAUCGGCUUUCGCAUCUGUUUGUUUGCCCUGGAGAUGCCCCGACCGCCGGCCAGCACCAAGCCGCUCGAGGUGAAGCUGGCCAACCAGGAGGCGGACAUAUUGGCGCUGCUGAAGCGCCUGCCCCUGGGCGCGGCCGAGCUGCAGGUGAUCCGCGAACGGGCCGAGCAGCUGCGCAGCGGCACCUUCAAGUCGCGCGGCGAGGCCCUGCUGCCCAUCAACCUGGCCACAUUCAUCUUUGAUGCACUGGUCACGCCCGGCGUGCCCAAACUGCCAAUCGGUUACGGCGUCUCCAGCGAUCCGACGCGCCGCCCCAGCACAUCGACGACGCUGUACAAGCUGAGCGAGGAGAACAUGGGCUUCGAGGCCGCCGUGGCGGCAUUGGGCCUGAAGGCCAACGUCUCGGAGGCGGAGCAUCCGCUGCUCUGCGAGGGCACGCGACGGCAGCGCGGCGAUUUGGCACUGACGCUGCUCUACCACUACAAGGACGAGCCGCGCAAGAUAGCCAAGAUUAUGGAGAAGCUACUGGACCGGGACAUACACACGCUGCUGAAGACGCCGCUGCUGCCCUCCUACUACUCCAACCAUCCGCCGGUGCGCACGCCCAGCCAGCAGCCCUUGCGGCGGGAUCACGAUCACGAAUAUGGUGCCAGCGCGGCAAUGGGUGCUGGCAACAGUGGUGGUGGCGGCGGAGGAAGUGGCGGCAGCGGUGGUGGCAAUGGCGGUGGUGGUGGUGGCGGUGGUGCGGCCGCUGCUGCUGCCUUCAAUCUGUGCGAGCUGCUGCCCAACGACUACGGCAGUGUGGGCGGCAACAGUCGACCCCACAGCUCGACCAGCGCCGAGCUGGAGCUGAGCAUGUGCGCCCUGAGCAUGGCCAGCAGCAGCAAUCAGUCGUGCAGCAGCAACAACAACGGCCAGGGACAGGGACAGGGCCAGGGUCAGGGUCUGGUGGCCUGCCAGAGCGGCGGGCAGCCGAAUGGAGGCAAUGGCGGUGGCAGUGCCAGCAAUCCGGCUGGCGGAGCAGGUGCAGCUGGCGGAGCAGCCGCAGUUGGUCAGAACAAUGGCAAUGGCAAUGGCAAUUCGGCCGGCGGCAAUGGCAACUCGGCCAGCGGCAGCAACAGCAAUCCGAACAAUGCGAGCAGCAGCAGCCGGAGCAAGGAGAGCCGCUACAAGGGCAAGCGCGCCUAUCCCUCGAUACCCAAUCAGCCGUCGGAGGCGAGCGCCCACUUCAUGUUCGAGCUGGCCAAGAAUGUGCUGACCAAGGCCGGCGGCAACAGCUCCACGUCGCUGUUCACCCAAGCCAGCACCACACAGAAUCACCAUGGACCGCACCGGGCGCUGCAGAUGUGCGCCUUCCAGCUGGGCCUCUAUGCGCUCGGCCUGCACAACUGCGUCAGUCCGAAUUGGCUGUCGCGCACGUACUCGUCGCACGUGUCCUGGAUACUGGGCCAGGCCAUGGAGAUUGGUGCGCCGGCGAUUAGUUUUCUGAUUGACACGUGGGAGGCGCAUCUGACGCCGCCAGAGGCAGCCGGCAUGGCGGAUCGUGCGUCGCGCGGCUGGGACAACAACAUGGUCUAUCCGGCCGCCGAGCUGGCGCUCUCUGUGCUGCCCCAUGCGGCCGCCCUCAAUCCCAAUGAGAUACAGCGCGCGAUACUGCAGUGCAAGGAGCAGAGCGAUCUGAUGCUGGAGCGUGCCUGCCUCACCGUCGAGACGGCCGCCAAGGGCGGCGGCGUCUAUCCAGAGGUACUAUUCCAGGUGGCGCGCUACUGGUACGAGCUCUACACCCGCAACUCGCCCAACAACUCGGGCGGGGAUCACGAACAGCACGAGGAUCAGCUGGAGCAUUCGGCUGUCAAUCUGAGUGCGCUCAUCGAGUCGCAGCAGCAGCACGAGCUGCAGCAACAGCAACAGUUGCAGCAGCAGCAACAGCAACAGCAGCAACAACAACAGCAGCAACAACAACAGCAACAGCAGCAGCAACAACAACAGCAGCUAAUGAGCGCCGCUGCUGGUGGAGCUGGUGGCCCAUUGGCGGGUCCACCUGUGGUCAAUGCGGCGCCGCAACAAUUCCAGCCAAACGUGGCCGCCUUGACGCCCAUCAACCUGGCGCCGUACGGGCCGUACACGUUCUGCCAGAGCAUCUAUGCGCAUCAUCACAAUCUCAGCUAUCCGCCCGGCCAGAUGCAGAUGUACAUUUCGGCUGGUCCGCCACCGCCGCCACAGCCGCUCUAUACGAGCUACUCGCAGCAGCAGCAACAGCCGCCGCCACCGCCGCAGGGCGCACAGCAGCAACAGCAUGUGCAGCAGCAACAGCAGCAGCAACAACAGCAGCAGCAGCAACAGUCGUUGGUGGCGGCAUCAGGUGUGGUGCAUGCAGCACCGCCCGGUCAUCAGCCACCGCCAGCGUUCCAGGCGCCACCACCGGGCGCCUUUCAGCCACUGCCGCCACAGGCAUACCAGGCACUGCAGGGAGGUCCGCCCGGGCCGCCCAUGGGUCCAAUGGCGCCCACCUAUUACGGGCCACCGCCGCCGCCGCCACCAAACGGACCGCCCGGCGGCGGUGUUGGCGUACCAUUGCGCCAGCAUCCUGCCCAGCAUCCAGCACAGCAUCCGGCACAGCAUCCAGCACAGCAUCCAUCGCAGCAUCCCGUCUAUCCGUUCAUGCAGCAACAGCCGCCACCACCGCCACCGCAGCACCAGCAGCAGCCGCCGCCGCCAACACAGCCGCCAGUGCGUCAGCGUCAACAGCAUCAGUUCACAUCCACGCAGCUGCGCUAUCUGCUGGCCGCCUACAAUGUGGGCAUGCUGGCCAUGGAGACACUGGCGCGACGCGUCCACGACGAUCGGCCGCAGGCAAAGUACGCCAGGAAUCCUCCGUACGGCGAGGACGUCAAGUGGCUGCUGCGCAUCAGCAAGAAGCUGGGCACACAGUAUCUGCAUCAGUUCUGCGUCUGUGCAGUGAACUCGAUCGUGAGUCCCUUUGUGCUGCACGACGUGGCCAUCGAGUCGGCCCACUAUCUGGGCCGGAACAAUCAUCAGUUGGUCAUGCAGCAUCUGCGCUCGGCCCUGACGCCCCUGGUGCAGAAAUGCCAGCAAAUGUAUAUCCAGUGCAUCCACCAGAAGCUGUACCAUCUAACCCAAGGCGACUACGAGGAGUUUGCCAGCAUUGUGGUUGCCGCCCGCGCGGCCUUCCAGAUCACUCCCGAGGGCAAUGCCCAGUUCAAGGAUUGGCUGCAGUCGAUCAAGCGAUCGAAGUCGUGCAAGAAGGAGCUGUGGACACAGAUCAAUGCGGCGCUACAAAGCAAUUCCAAAUGACAAAGACUUGACUCCUGCAAUCUGAUGACGGCAACGGUUGCGGCUGCAGCGGCUGCUGCUGCUGCCGCUGUUGCGACAA
Drosophila navojoa is the source of this 7070-nucleotide messenger RNA. It is a transcript of the gene Dora, whose product is annotated as zinc finger SWIM domain-containing dorado. Gene Ontology annotation, cellular component: Cul2-RING ubiquitin ligase complex. Gene Ontology annotation, molecular function: zinc ion binding. The record is from RefSeq and is a predicted model, not a curated record. Lineage: Eukaryota; Metazoa; Arthropoda; Insecta; Diptera; Drosophilidae.